ACACACACACACACACGUGAUACGGUCCUGCGUUGCCAUGACAGCGUGUUUUGUUGAUGGUGGAGCUGAGGCUCAGAUAACUAACAGCUAACGUCUUUAACUCCAGCCGUAGUUUUCUGUCAGUAUAAUUAAAGUUUCCGGAGCCCUGUGAGUCUGCGCAGUGUGUCACGAUGCCGCCGAAGGCUAAAAGCAAGAAGAAGGGCGGGAAUGUGAAGUCUUCCACGGUGGUAGACGGUCUGUCCACGGAGGACAUGUCUAAGGAUCAGCUGGAGGACCACAUCAUCCGGCUCCGGGAGGAGCUGGACCGCGAGCAAGAGGAGAAGAGCUACUUCCAGCUGGAGAGAGACAAGAUCCAGGCCUUCUGGGAGAUCUCCAAGAGGAACCUGGACAAGACGAAGGCCGAGCUGAGGAACAGGAGCCGGGAGAGAGAUGAGGCCGAGGAGCGCCACCGAGUCGAGAUCGAAGUCUAUAAGCGGAAGCUUAAGCACGUCCUGUCUGAGCAGCACAACGCCAUCACUGAGCUGAAGAUGGAGGCCGUCUCUGCGUCCUCGCUGGUCGAGAGGAAGCACGUGCAGUCUGAGAUAGCGCUCCACAGGAACGUUCAGGGUCUGCAGGCGGAGCUCACAGAGAAGAAGUUCCACAUCGAGAGCCACAUCAAAGCGCUGCAGCUGAAACAUCAGACGGAGCUGAUGGAGCUCACCAACCACUACGAGCGCAGGAUCAGAGACAUCGAGGUGAAAUAUCAUAAGAAGAUGCAGAUGAUGAUCCAGGAGGAGAAGAAGAAGCGUCAGGUGGCAGUCGCCGAGCUCGACGAGAGGAUGAAGAGUCGAGAGGCGGCUCUGAUCGAGGAGCACGACCGAGGUCUGCGGAGAGUCGAGGAGCAUUUCACGUCCACUCGGGAGAGACUGCUGGCAGACCAGAGGACGCUCAAGGAGGAGCUCACGGAGGCGCAGAAACAGCAGGCUCAGGUGUCCCGAGAGUUCUCCAAGGCUCAGGAGGAGAGCAGAAGCCUGAAGGAGGCUCUGCCGGAGGCCCAGCGGGAGCUGGCUGAGCUGCGCCGUCGGCUGGAGGAGCACAACCGCUGCAAGGUCCAGAUGCUGGAGAGCCGGGCUCAGAUGAAGGUCAUGGAGAGGGAACUGAGAGAUCUGACACUGGAGCACGAUCUGCUGCUGCAGGCCUCUGAGAAGGUGCAGCAGGAGCGCGACGACCUGCUGAAGAAGCAGAGGGACGCCAUCAUGGACGUGCAGCAGAGGAGCGAGCUGAGGGCGAUGAUGCUGGAGAGGAAGCUGGCGGCGCUAACCGAAACCUUGGAGAAGAAGGAGGCUCAGCUGUGCGCUGCGCUCUUGGCCUCCAGCGCCGACCCGACGGCAGCAGCCAGCGCCGCCAGCAGGCUGGAGGUCAUCGUGGAGCAGAAGCACAACACCAUCGCGUCCUUAAAGGAGGACCUGGCUCAGCAGCGUAAGGGGUACGACGAGCAGAGGGAGGGCCCAAAGACUUGAACCUGUGCAGCAGAUCCUGGAGGGACCGGCCUCCACGACCUUCCAGCAGCUCGGAUUUGAAAAGAAGUUAGACUCUUUCAAAAUAAAACACAUUUCCUCCUGAAGAUGUGACGGACUCUGAAUCGGUCCAUGAAGCUUCUCCAAUAAUGUGGAAAGAAAAUGAAACUUUAUCAUUUUGACUGAAUAUUUCUACUGUUAUUGUUUACAGACCUCACUGCUGCUGCUGAUCUACCAAAACAAACAAAAUAAAGCUUCUUUUGGUUGGAUUUUGAAUUUUUAUUGGUCUGCACUGAAAUGUUUGGUUCUUUUAACUUAAAGACAAACAGCAGGGAUUCACUCAUUCAGAGUGGGGCACCGACCGCUGCACGCUUAACAUGAAUGUGAUCAAUGUGCAGCUGUGAAACACGAGACUGGCAACAAGGAAAGGAGAAACAACAGGAUCCACAUGUCAGCUUUUAUUUAAAUACAUGGUCAAUGUAGAAAAGUCAGUUAUUAGAAACGCCGCCGUCACUGUUUUAUGGUUUUGCUUCACUGAGAACCAAACCUGGAGCUGCGCCUUCUUAAUUGGUCUGCUACUACGGUAACCUCACAGCAGCUAAAACACCCAAACAGCACAAACACGUCCAGAGGUCCAGCUCAGGUGAAGCUGGCAGCUACAGCCAUCGGUGUCACCUUCCACCUGUCAGUCAGAGGCCACGCCCCUAAUCAUGAAAACUUUAAGCUUUUAUACAAUUUAAACAUGGAGGAGGAAAUGAUCCACAGAGCAACCAGUUUGUGUAUCAGGAUGUAAAACUGUGUGAUUCACUUUUUAUUUUAAGCCCAGAAGUUGAAGUUUUAAAGUUUUUCCCAGUCA
This is a messenger RNA of Oreochromis niloticus (Nile tilapia), 2352 nucleotides long. Its product is annotated as dynein regulatory complex subunit 4. The coding region runs from base 171 to 1499 and encodes 442 amino acids. The record is from RefSeq and is a predicted model, not a curated record. NCBI's taxonomy places the organism in Eukaryota, Metazoa, Chordata, Actinopteri, Cichliformes, Cichlidae. Gene Ontology annotation, molecular function: microtubule binding; small GTPase binding. Gene Ontology annotation, biological process: flagellated sperm motility. The transcript has 11 exons. Gene Ontology annotation, cellular component: motile cilium; microtubule; Golgi apparatus.